Molecule: messenger RNA, 4734 nt
Organism: Leishmania major strain Friedlin
Lineage: Eukaryota; Euglenozoa; Kinetoplastea; Trypanosomatida; Trypanosomatidae
Product: putative mitochondrial DNA polymerase I protein D
Exons: 1
Coding region: 1-4734 (1577 amino acids)
Biological process (GO): DNA-templated DNA replication; double-strand break repair
Molecular function (GO): DNA binding; DNA-directed DNA polymerase activity
Source: RefSeq, a predicted model, not a curated record
AUGAGGUCGUUCCCAGCGCGGCAGAACCCAUUUGCGCCCACCCUGGUGGCAGAUGACCCAAAGGCGCUGCUGGCCAAGGCGCAGUACUGCAUCUUCACCCUCGCCUACGACCCCGCGCAGCAGCUUUAUGCCGUCUACUCCGCCACGACAAACGAGGUGGCCGUCAUGCAAGAGGAACUCCUAUGGAAGGCCGCCAUGUGGGUCGACGAGCGCAUCGGUGACGACUACAUCGCUGGGCUCUUGUUUGGCAACGACGCUUCCACCGACGUGAAAUCCGCCGCGACGCUGCUGAGCAACAAGGCGAUGAAAAGGCUGGUGCUAGCGCCGGACACAUGGGGCAUCACGUUCCUCGCCUUCAAAGCACAGCAGGACGUCGUGAAGGGCGUGGACAUGCCUCUCGGUCUCGAGCACGCUGCAUUUCUGCUGACGCAGCGGCAGUUCAACGGCACCACCGUUGAUCCGCAGGUUUACGAUGUGGGGGCCGGCGCGUACAUGCCAAGCGACGUGCUGAAGUCGAACGGAGCAGCGCGCAGUGCCGUCAUGGGCUGGGAUGUGCUUCUCCACGUGCAUCGCCGCUUUGGCACCCCCGGCAGUCGCAAGGCGCUGAAUCCGGUGGAGCAGAUUGUGCGGCGGGUUGUCAAGGCCGUGAACGUCUUCGUGGUGGACAUCAAUGUGCGGGUCGGCAAGGGCACCAUCACGGAGGGGCACACGAUGAUUGUCACCAUAUUCGACUCACAGCGGCGCUCUCAGUCGGUGCACAUGAUCCGCAGCUUAGCAGAGGAAACGGCAAAGCUAAACGCACUCACCACGCUCCUGUACGGUGAGGGCAGCUCAUCCAUUUCGCUGUUUGUGCCGACGGCCCGCACCAAGUCGUCGCAGCUUGUGGCGUUUGCGAGGACAUGCCGCCCGAAGAGCCCGUUCUUCGUGGCGGAGGUUUCGAGCCUGGCGCCGUACUUUGGCGGGCACAACGUUGCGAAGGGGGUCAGUGAAGAGGAGGACCCGCGGGCGACGUGGAACCUCAUCCGGCAAAACUGCUUCCCAGAGAAUCACCUGCGUAAGGACGAGGAGAAGAUGGAUCGCUACCUUCAUCGCGGCUUCACCGCGCUGGCUAACAAGCUCUUCUCGGAGCGGCUGCACAAAGUCUCGCCAGUCAUCAUGAGCGCUGUGAACAGCAUCCCUGCUCAGGAAGAGUCUGCGACCGCCUUCAAGCGCCUGGAGGAGAUGGCGGCGGAGGCGAAGAAGAACCCGGUUCCACAAAUCACAACGGCCAGCUUCCUCAACAAGGUCAACAUCAACGACGCGGAAGUCGUCUUUGGGCUACAGCAGUGGCGUCGAAAAAUCUACGACGAUCAAGGCCGUCUGGAGCGGGAGAAGAAAGCGUUGGGUGGUCUACGCCGUUACCUCAUCGUGGAUUUGGAGACGACCACGAUACGGCGCUACAAGCGCAUCGCCAACCCGUUCACCAAGGAGAACUACGUCGUCUUGUCCGGCGCUCGCGACUACAAGGGGAACGUGUUCAUGCCCAGGCGCUACUUUGACCGCAGCAUUGCCAUGCGCUACGACGACCCGUCCGUGACAAGUCAAAACCACCUUGUCGAGAAGUCCUCCAAGGACUCGCUCUUUCUGCCGCCGCUGGACGAGUACGACGUCAUUGUAGGCCACAACAUCAAGUUCGAUAUGCUGCACAUUUGGCGUGACGUCGAGUUUCGCAAGUUCCUGCGCCGCGGCGGCAAGAUAUGGGAUACCAUGUAUGGCGAGUACCUCUUGACCGGACACGAGGUGAAGCUCGGGCACGGGGCGGGCCUGGAGGAUGUGGCGAAGAGCUACGGCGGCCAAACGAUGAAGCUGGAUGCCGUGAAGCGGGCGUGGGCGGAGGGAAAGGAGACGUACGAGAUUCCAUACAGCAUCCUCACCGAGUACCUCCACGGCGACCUCGAGAACACCGAGCUCAUCUUCUGCAAGCACAUGGAGCGAGCCCUCGAGCAGCGGCAGGUCAUCAUCUGCUGUGCGCGGAUGGAGGGGCUGCUGUGUACGACGGAGAUGGAGUACAACGGGCUCAAGACGAAUGUCGACCUAGCGCAGCGACAGAGCAACGAACUGAUGACAAAGGUGUCGGAGCUGCGCCGACAGCUAGAGGAGUCUAUCCCGCACGAGAUCCCGCACGACUGUCGCAAGUUCUUUAACUGGUCCUCCAAUCAGCACCUCAUCACGCUCUUCUUUGGCGGCAAGCUCACGCUGAGCACGAACGCGCGGGAGAGCAAGCCGCUCACGGGCGAACUAUUCGCCCGCCACACCUUGUUCCUCCGCCCCGAGCACUUUCCGCCGUCGGCGUACCCAAAUGGUGUCUUUCUGCGGCCGCCGGUCCACGUCCUCGGCAUUGGCGACUGCGCGAUCAUGGCAGGUAUGCCAUCUGAGAAGGGCACGCGCCUCUUCCGCGGUUACCUGGAGGCUUACAUGCGGCAGGCAGGCUUCCGCAAGAGUUCAUCGAUUUUGGAGAGUUUGCGGCGAGAUGCGACGACGGUGUCGCGGUCGAAUGCCGACAAGCGUGGCGAGACGUCGGCCCUGGCUAACCUGUUGCCACGGCGCCAUCUCUUCCUCUUCGCUGCGCUGACACCGAGCGGCACCGAGGGCAUUGCCAAGCUUUUCGUCAAAAACCCGAUCAGCGGCGAAUCUGUGACCAUCACGGAGGGCGAAAAGGCGGAGCAACUGGAGCGGUUUGUGAUCGUGCAGGUGGCAAAGUACACGGAGAUGAUCAUGCCCAUCGAUGACGACGCCUCGGUGAAGGACGCGGCAUUCGCGGCCGCGCAUGUCACGAUUCUAGCGCGCGACGGCGGCUUCUCUUUUAUGCACCACAUCCGCAGCGAUGCGGGGCUGACUCGGUACAUGGAAGCGCACGCGGGCUACCUUGACGCGGCGGACCCUAAGUUGCGCUACAACAUCUCUAUUGCCGACACGGUCGCCAUCUUAGCCUACUACAAGCACCAGUACGCGAGCGACCUGCACGCGACGCUAGGUGGCUCGAGGCGGAGAGGCAGCAGCGGCGGCGGUGUCGCCGCGGACUCGCUUGGGCCGGUCAUCCCGCCAAAGGCGCUGCCGAAGGUGGGGAAGCGCAACAAGAUGGGUAUCGCCGAGGCCUUCAAGAAGGCACUGCUGCAGGAGUCCCUGAUGAAGCCGGAGGAGUGGUGCAACUACUACAUCGAUAUCUUUCUCCACAUCGCCAACGCGGCCCUGCAGCAUGAGGCGCUCUCGACUGAGUCGCCCAAACUGCGCAAGGGAAAGAAAGAUGCAGCGCGCGCGGACGACGACCUGCCGGUGCUGCUUCGGCAGCGGCGCGCUUUUGUCGGUUACUACAACUCGCUGCCCGAUGCCGAGCGAAAGCGGCUGGCGCUCAUGUGUCUGGUGGGCAAGACGACCUCCUCGGUGUACGACUGCUUCGCCAUCCCGUGCGCCCACGAUGACAUCGUCAAGGUGAACAUCAAGGGCCGGCUGGCGCAGUACAUUCCAAAUGAACUGGAGGCGGAGCAGGUGAUGCGCCGCUUCCGCAGCUCGACGACGCGCCAGUUGCAGGUCGGCGAAGACACCCUUAGUUACUUCAAGUCUAAUCACAAUGACAGCGCCGCCAGUGUUAUUCUUGAGCUGCGCGCGCUCGAGAAGCUGAUUGGUACCUACUACGAGAGCACCGACGGCGGCACUGGAAUGGUGUCGCUUGUGCACUCGACGGACAGCUGCAUCCACCACGAGCUGAUCCACAACAAGACGAACACCGGACGCCUGGCGAGUGCGAACCCGAACUGCCAGAACAUUCCAAAGGAGGACAAGUCGAGCUUGCGCGAUAUGUUCAUCAGCCGCUUCGGUGACAAGGGCAUGUGCAUCGAGGCGGACUAUUCACAGCUGGAGGUCGUGGCGCUCGCUGUGCUCGCAUCCGACGAGCAGAUGCUUGAAGACUUGCGGAACAACGUGGACUUCCACUGCAAGCGUGUGACGAUGAUGCGGCCAGAUCUCAAGUACACAGAUGUGCUGCAGCGUGCGAAAAAGAUCAAGGAGCCGGAGUUUGUGAAGCUGCGGCAGCAGGCGAAGAUAUUCUCCUUCCAGCGGCAGUACGGUGCCGGCGUGCGGAUGCUGAGUCAAAGCACUGGGCUCACCCAAGACCAGGUUCGCAUGCUUAUCGAGAAGGAGAACGAGACGUACCGCGGCGUUGAGGUGUUCAACAAGAUGGUGACCUUAUCGGCGAACAGCUACGACGCAUCGCUGCAGAACGGCGUGCGCAACGUUCGCGGCCACCAGUUCUUCAAGGGCAUGUUCCCCGUGUUGACGGGGAGCCGCUACGUCUUCACGGAGUCGGACGUCCCUGAGGGAAUGCUGCGCGAGCGGGACGCGGUGCGCAAGUCGACGAACUUCUCUCCCACCCAUCUCAAGAACUACCCCGUGCAGGGCUUCGCUGGCGAGAUCGUGCAGGUGAUGCUCGGGGUGCUGUGGAGGCACUUCCUCGCCAACAAUAAUUACAACGGCCUUGCAGUGCUCACGAACACGGUGCACGACUGCGUGUGGGUGGACUGCCACGUCUCCGUGUACCGGCAGGUGGCAAAGGAUGUGGAGCUCAUCAUGGACGGAGCGCGGACCGUGCUCAACGCCUUGUACCCCGAGAUGCAGGUGACGGUGGAUUUCCCGUGCGAUGUGGUGGCUGGAGAGAGCAUGGGGGCGCUGCGGCCCAUCAUGGAGGAAACAACGCUCUAG